AUGGACGUAGACACCCCUACACCCACAGCUGCUUCAAGCGUAAUCAAAGCUUCUGAUGACAAGAAAGCUAGAUUCGAGGUGAAGAAGUGGAACGCUGUUGCACUUUGGGCAUGGGACAUUGUCGUCGAUAACUGCGCUAUCUGCAGAAAUCACAUCAUGGAUCUCUGUAUUGAAUGUCAAGCCAAUCAAGGAGCGGAUAAUGAAGGGUGUACCGUCGCUUGGGGUAUCUGUAACCACGCAUUCCACUUCCACUGUAUCUCUCGAUGGCUAAAGACCCGUCAUGUGUGUCCUCUUGACAAUCGACAAUGGGAACUUCAAAAGUACGGUCGAUGA
This is a messenger RNA of Kwoniella shivajii, 333 nucleotides long. Its product is annotated as RING-box protein 1a. Gene Ontology annotation, biological process: ubiquitin-dependent protein catabolic process; protein ubiquitination. Gene Ontology annotation, molecular function: ubiquitin protein ligase activity; zinc ion binding; cullin family protein binding. The transcript has 8 exons. The coding region runs from base 1 to 333 and encodes 110 amino acids. NCBI's taxonomy places the organism in Eukaryota, Fungi, Basidiomycota, Tremellomycetes, Tremellales, Cryptococcaceae. The record is from RefSeq and is a predicted model, not a curated record. Gene Ontology annotation, cellular component: cullin-RING ubiquitin ligase complex; nucleus.